AUGCCCAAAGCCCCUCGCGCCGUUCCCAUGGGCGUGAUCUCCGCCGAGCCGGUUCAAUCCGCCUCACGCAAGCUGAAGUUCGCCACCAAGGUAACAGUUCUAGGAAAAAGCAUCCCACAAAAAUAUAAGGAAAAGGAGGAAAAUAAAAAAAUAAAAAAAGGUGCGGUAGGCUCCAAAACCGGCGGUGGGCAGUCUGGAAUGGUCUUUAACAAGGGCUUUGGACAGCAUAUUUUAAAAAACCCGCUCGUCAUCGCGGCGAUCGCGGAGAAGGCAGCGAUUAAACCGACGGAUAUCGUGGUAGAGAUCGGACCAGGUACGGGAAACCUCACGGAAAAACUUUUGCAGUGCGCAAAACGCGUAAUUGCGUUUGAAAUCGAUCCUCGUAUGGUAGCAGAGUUGCAUAAACGCUUUCAGGGCACCCCGCUCGCAUCAAAAUUACAGAUCAUUCGCGGGAAUUGCCUCGAGCAGGAUUUUCCCUAUUUUGAUAAGUGCGUAGCGAACGUGCCGUAUGCGAUUUCUUCGCCAUUGAUCUUUAAAUUGUUAAAAAAUCCAACUUUUAAAUGCGCAGUGCUGAUGUUUCAGCGGGAGUUCGCACUUCGGGUAUGCGCCAAGCCCGGUUCGGAAGCUUACUGUCGACUUUCUGUCAAUACACAGCUCCUCGCGCGCUGCUCGCAUUUGAUGAAAAUUAGUAAAAAUAGCUUUAAUCCCCCUCCUAAGGUAGAAUCAAGUGUGAUUCGAAUCGAUCCCAAACACCCCAAACCAGAUGUCGACUUCGAGGAGUGGGAUGGUAUGGUGAAGAUGGUAUUUAACCGGAAGAACAAAAAAGUAGCGUCUAUCUUUCGCACCAAAUCAGCGAUUCAAACCCUCCACGAAAAGUAUAUUAGCUAUCAGAAGAUGCAAGGGCAAUUAACAGAGGAUAUAAGCCUGGAGUUGUUUAAAACGCUUCUUGACGGCAUCCUUGCCGAUCCACUUUUUGAGCAGCGCGGGCGCCUGCUCGACGAGGAAGCACUCAUGACGCUUCUAGGGCAUUUUAAUCGGAAUGGAAUUCACUUUAUUUAA
Phytomonas sp. Hart1 is the source of this 1059-nucleotide messenger RNA. Lineage: Eukaryota; Euglenozoa; Kinetoplastea; Trypanosomatida; Trypanosomatidae. The record is from the annotation of a GenBank genome assembly.